This is a messenger RNA of Alternaria alternata, 1780 nucleotides long. RefSeq lists its product as hypothetical. The record is from RefSeq and is a predicted model, not a curated record. The transcript has 5 exons. NCBI's taxonomy places the organism in Eukaryota, Fungi, Ascomycota, Dothideomycetes, Pleosporales, Pleosporaceae. The coding region runs from base 320 to 1456 and encodes 378 amino acids.
ACUUGGUUUCAGGCAUUGUGUGAAUGAUGCACAUGUAUGCCAAUGACACUAUUUGCUAUGAAACCUGUAUGUGCAGAAGUGCGUCGUGAGUGGCAGUGGAAAACAAAUCAUGGCCAGGCCAUUGUGGAGUGGAGCCAUGACGUUUUGGUGAAUGUGCCCAACAAACUGCUGCGCACACGACAGUACCCGCACAAAACCAUAGCAGCACCUUCUACCUCUCACACUCUCCCAUACCCCAGCACCUUGUCACUAUACUCCCACACUACUACUUGCCCUCAUCUACCCGUGAUCAUACCCCUCCACGGCCAAGUCCUCAGCGAUGUCAGGAGCUCCCCGAGUUGAGCUUAACAACACACAAACCGAUUUCGACCUAGCCACGCCCAACGGCACUCCGGAUCUCAUAAACCAAAUGGACGGCUCUCCUUCCCACGUAAACGGCAGCGCAAACAGUGAUUUGCAGAACAGCGCAAUCAAGGCAAAGAACGGAAUUCUAGAGACAGCUUCAAACGCCAUGAACGCCGCAAACAACCACCCCAGCGUGCAGAACGCCAAGCAGACCGUUAUGAACGGCCCCGUUGCACAGAAUGUCAAGGCAGAGGGCGCAAAGACCCGCGACGAGUUUGCUGAUCUGGCCAACUCCAAGACGAUUCCCGAGCACAAGGCCGCGACUGGUCAGAACCUCACUCACUACCACAGCAUGUUCUACCGCCUGUUGAGCUGGAAGAACCCUCGCGCUACCGGCAUCGCUUUUGGUGCAACCGUCGUCUUCAUCUUCGCCGCACGAUACCUGAAUCUGAUCCGCUACAUCUUCAAGACCUCCUACAUGGUACUUGGUCUUACCGCAGCUGCCGAAGUUGUCGGACAAGUGGCUAUCGGACGUGGUCUUACUUCGCAGUUCAGGCCCCGCCAGUACUACACUAUCCCCAAGGCUUCGCUUGAGCGCAUGACGGACGACUUCGAGCAGCUCAUCAACUUCUUUGUCAUCGAGUCCCAGCGUAUCAUGUUCGCCGAGAACGUCUACGUCACCGUUGCUGCUUUCUUCGCUUCCCUCAUCUCUUACUUCCUCAUCAAGUUUGUCCCGCUCUGGGGCUUGGCCUUGAUCUCGACAUUCAUCACCUUCCUCGGUCCUCUUGUGUACAUUCAGAACAAGGAGGUCAUCGACGCCCAGUUGGAGAAGGGUCUCAACAUUGCCAACCAGCAGGCUCAGCAGGUCAAAGGCCUUGCUAACCAGCACGCCGGAAACGCCAUGAAGACUGUACAAGGCUACACCCAGCAGGCUACGGCCAAGGCCCAGGAGACCGUCAACCAGUACCGCGGGCGUUCCACUUCCCCAGAGGUCAAGAAGGAGGCUUUCCCGUCAGCUCCCACCCACGCACCCGUUGCCGAGGCUGAGUCUUCUUCCGACGAGUCCGAGACCGAGGGCGAGAAGAUCGCAGCGGCCCAUCCUGCCCUAUAAGCUUGAUCUUCCCAGACCAUCUUACUCACCUCAACCUCGAAUACGCUACGAUCGAUCUCUAACACGCACACACAUCUUCAUGAUGCUCACGUAUGACGACUUAUGCUCAUCCUGAAAUUGGAAACAAGGCCAGCGUUGUGUAUCAUUCUUCCUUUAAAAGCCUUUUCUUGGUCGCGUCUCUAGUCUAGCGCCUUCUCCUGUUUUCCCCUCUACAUUGUCCUGUCUGUCAUGGGCGGGGUUCCGGUACUGUAAUCAUGGUAACAUGGGGGUUGUUCUUUCUCGUCAUGUAGUUGACGGUUGAUAUAAUGAAACAUUGUCUUCUUA